This is a messenger RNA of Beta vulgaris subsp. vulgaris (sugar beet), 744 nucleotides long. RefSeq lists its product as uncharacterized. The coding region runs from base 285 to 509 and encodes 74 amino acids. The transcript has 2 exons. NCBI's taxonomy places the organism in Eukaryota, Viridiplantae, Streptophyta, Magnoliopsida, Caryophyllales, Amaranthaceae. The record is from RefSeq and is a predicted model, not a curated record.
GUUUAUUUGCUUUUCGGUUAUUUUAAAUUUUUUGGAUCCAAUUACUCUCAAUCCAAACCAAUCCUAAAAUCCAAAUUCACAAAACAACUCAAUCCAAAUCCAAUCAAAACAUAAUCUAAUCCAAAUUUCAUUUGUUAUUCCAAUAAUUUUCACCCCUAAUUACAAUCUCAAACAAAUAGUGGUGUCAAAAUCGGGUCACAAGUCGGUCAUCUUGUUCGGAUAAUUGAAUCAGUUUUACGGAUCCAAGGUAAAGCGGAGGAGAGAGAGAGGUGAGUCAAAAGGAUAUGGGGAAAGAGCAGGAAGAGACGCCACAAACUCAAAGUCACGCUGCUCCCAUUACAAAUUCCCAAUUUCUUUCAUGGAAACGUCAGAAGGAGGCUGAUGCAUCAGCUAGGAGAGCUGAAGUUGCUAGGAAGCGCGAAGAAGACUUAAGAGCCGGGGUUGUGCAAAUGAAUGGUCGAGAGCUUUUCUUGAACGAACCUUGGGUAUUUGAUAACAACCUUUAUUGAUUGUUUCUGUUAUCUCCCUUCAAUUUGCCUAUGUAAAGAGUCAAUAUAUGUAAUUUCUAAUUCUGAGAAGCUUUUUAUCUGUUAGAUUAAUGAUUCCUUUUCAGAUUAAACCUGCUUCUGAGAAAUUUGCUUUAUAGUCGUAUAUUUCUCAAUUUCAUACUUGCAACAUACUACUUUUGACAUCAAGUUCUCUGUAUUUCUCGAUUUCUUUCAUCACAUAGUCCUAUAUUUCUUU